Molecule: messenger RNA, 459 nt
Organism: Haemonchus placei
Lineage: Eukaryota; Metazoa; Nematoda; Chromadorea; Rhabditida; Trichostrongylidae
Source: the annotation of a GenBank genome assembly
AUGGCGAAAAUUCAGCUGUUCAAAAAACAGAAACACCACGCAUGCAAGCUGAUCCGUUCAAGCGAGUCAGAUCUCAAACUUUUGGACGGCCCAUUCACAUUCUCAACUGAAAAGGAGGACUGUGAGGUGUACAUAAUAGAAAAAACUGCACAGCUGAAUCACUUGACAACAACAAUCAAAAAGGCAAAACAACUUCACGAUAUCCAUUUCGACAAAGCGAUCGAAACAAUCAGUUCACGAUCGGAACAGAAGGAUAGAGAAAAGCUGAUGCUCGAGCUAAACAACCACAUGGAGCUCGAGUCAAAUGGCCUUGAAAUCGCAAUAAUACAAUGGCUAAGCAAAAUCGAGUUCAGAAAGGAAGAAGAGGUGCAGCAAGCCUCGUUCAUAGCUGAAGCCGCCAGCAUUGCCAACCAGGCUGGUAGCAAAAAACACAAUUCCCACAGCGGAGGGGUUGUAUGA